AUUUUCCAGCAACGUCUAUUCGUCGUCACGAGCAGUGAGAAAAGCGUCACAUUAUUUAUAUUGUCUGCAUUUUGCUAAAUCUGAUUUUAAUUGGUUCCUGCAGUUCUUGAGCAUUUCUUUUCUUUAUUUCACGAACCGUCUCAAAUUUGAUUUUCAACGCCCAUCUUCUGACUCGCCGAGAAUCUAACCUUUCGGCCGACAUCAUGUCUGCAUCAGUUCAGUCCGCAGAGACGAACUGGCUUGAGCAGUUGCAAGCUAUGCGUGCAGCUAUUGCCGAUCUUAAAUUGCCUGGCAAAGAGAACCUAGAUGGAGUCUCUUACGGAAGUGACAUUGAGAUUGAUGAUGAGGAGGGGAAUACAACCGAGUCAAGUGAAAAUGCCAGUGAUGGGAUCUGGGAUCUUAUCUAUGGCAGCGAGGACGAAGAUGCAGACAGUAGUGACUUUAGCGAUGGAGUAGAAGAUCAGUAUGCUACUGCUGAAACAGCUGGUACUGGAUAUGACCAUGCAUGGCUGAACAGGAAAUGUUUCGAAUUUGCUGCGCGAGGGCAAGGCCUUGAUGCCUCUGCGCUAGUUGAUCAAAUUCUAGCCGUCCUUGCAUCUGGUAGUUCUGAUGAGGAGCUGCAAAUGUCCCUUGCCGACAUCGUUGGAUAUGAUGACCUCGAUUUUGUCAUUGAUCUUAUAUCCCACCGAAAGGAUCUCAUCUCUUCAACUUUUGCUGAAGAUAAGCCCCAUAAAGGUACGUUGGGCCGCCUUCAGACAAAGCGUGAGAGGGAAGAAUCUCUCCGAAAGCAAGACUUUGAACACAAAACUGCCACUCUUGCUCCACAUAUGGACCGCGAGGGCCCUCAGUAUCCACAUGUAUACAAGUCCCAUGGUGCAGGAAACACGCUUUCAACGGGUGGUCGUAAAUAUGCUCUUCCUCACGGCAGCGAAAGAAAAGAAUACGAGAAAUAUGAAGAGUAUUCUAUUCCUGCAACAAGAACAGGCACUGUUGGCAAGAACCAAAGUCUAGUCGAAAUCGCCGGUCUCGAUGGACUUUGUCGAGGCACCUUUAAGGGUUACAAGACCUUGAACCGGAUGCAGAGCUUGGUUUAUCCAGUGGCGUAUAAAACAAAUGAGAAUAUGCUUAUUUGCGCUCCUACCGGUGCCGGUAAAACGGACGCUGCUAUGCUCACCAUUCUUAGUGCAGUCGCAAGAAAUUGUACCCCUAGUCCGUUCGACGAGCCUGAUGCCACCGAUAUCACAGUUCAAGUGGAUGAUUUUAAAAUAGUUUAUGUCGCUCCGAUGAAGGCACUAGCAGCCGAAAUCACGGAAAAGCUUGGGAAACGCCUUGCCUGGCUAAAUAUCAAAGUCCGAGAGCUUACAGGUGACAUGCAACUUACCAAGGCGGAGAUUGUGCAGACACAAAUUAUUGUGACUACUCCCGAAAAAUGGGAUGUGGUAACUAGAAAGAGUACUGGAGAUACUGAACUUGUACAAAAGGUGCGACUUCUUAUCAUCGACGAGGUCCACAUGUUGCAUGAUGAACGCGGUGCUGUGAUUGAGUCCUUGGUUGCUCGUACCCAGCGACAGGUCGAAAGCACUCAAUCACUAAUUCGAAUUGUUGGAUUGUCUGCCACCUUGCCAAAUUAUAUCGAUGUCGCGGAUUUUCUCAAAGUUAAUCGUUACGCUGGGCUCUUCUAUUUCGAUGCAUCUUUCCGUCCUGUGCCUCUGGAGCAGCACUUCGUGGGUGUCCGAGGAAAGCCAAAUACUAAAACAUCCAAAGAGAAUUUGGAGAUUGUCAGCUUCGAAAAGGUAAAGGAGAUGCUUGAACUUGGUCACCAGGUCAUGGUCUUUGUUCAUUCUCGGAAAGACACAGUCCAGACUGCUAGAACUCUUUAUCAAAUGGCUGGAGACCAAGCAUGUACCGAUUUAUUUGACCCAUCGGAUCAUCCGCGGUACGAAAUGGCAGUCAAGGACAUGAAAAACUCAAAGGGAAGGGAGCUUCGAGACUUGUUGCCUAAAGGUAUAGGUACUCAUCAUGCGGGAAUGGCGCGAACAGAUCGGAAUUUGAUUGAACGAUUAUUCACCGAGGGUGUGCUAAAAGUCCUUUGCUGUACUGCGACACUCGCAUGGGGUGUCAAUCUGCCCGCCGCUGCCGUCGUCAUUAAAGGUACCCAGCUGUACAGUGCACAGGAGGGUAAAUUCGUUGACGUUGGGAUCCUUGAUGUCCUCCAGAUUUUUGGCCGCGCUGGUCGCCCUCAGUUCCAGGAAACUGGUAUUGGAUACAUCUGCACAACGCAUGACAAGCUAACGCAUUACUUGUCUGCUGUCACGCAACAAUUGCCCAUAGAGUCCAAAUUUUCGACGAAGUUGGUAGAUAAUCUCAACGCUGAGAUUUCUCUGGGCACUGUUACUUCCAUUGCCGAAGCCGUCCAGUGGAUCGGCUACUCCUAUCUUUUCGUUCGAAUGCAACGGAACCCGAUGAGCUAUGGAAUCGAUUGGGCUGAGAUCCGAGAUGAUCCCAUGCUGGUCCAAAGAAGGCGAGAGCUGGCCAUUAAGGCGGCGCGAGUGCUGCAGCAGAGCCAGAUGAUCAUUUUCAAUGAAGUGACUGAAGAGCUGAGGGCCAAGGACGUUGGACGAAUUGCUAGCCAGUAUUACAUCCUACAGACCAGCGUUGAGAUUUUCAACACCAUGAUGCGUCCAAAGGCCACAGAGGCUGAUAUCCUGAAGAUGCUCAGUAUGAGUGGAGAGUUUGACAAUAUUCAAUCUCGGGAUACUGAAUCCAAGGAGCUCUCCCGAUUGAGAGAGGAAGCUGUAGUCUGUCAGGUGGAUGCAGGAAAUGAUCAACCACAUGCAAAGACCAACAUCUUGCUCCAGUCAUACAUCUCGAGAGCGCGCCUCGAGGACUUUGCCCUAGUUUCGGAUUCAGCUUAUGUGGCUCAAAAUGCAGCAAGAAUCUGCCGAGCUUUGUUUAUGAUUGCUCUUAACAGAGGCUGGGGCCAUCAAUGUCUCUCUUUACUCUCCCUGUGCAAGUCUAUCGAGAAACAAAUAUGGCCAUUUGAGCAUCCCUUUCAUCAAUUUGAUCUUCCCCAGCCAAUCCUUAGGAACCUGGAUGAAAAGGAUGGAAUCACAUCAAUUGAAGCACUGCGGGAUAUGGAGCCAGCUGAAAUCGGCCAACUUGUCCACAACCAAAAGAUGGGUAAUACCAUUUCCAAGCUUUUGGACAAUUUCCCCACUCUGAGCAUUGACGCUGAGAUUGCCCCGCUGAAUCGUGACGUCCUGCGGAUCAAGCUCUAUAUCACGCCAGACUUUAGAUGGAACGAUCGGCAUCAUGGAACCACAGAAUCCUACUGGAUUUGGGUUGAGAACUCGGAAACCUCUGAGAUAUAUCACCAUGAGUUCUUCUUGCUAAGUCGGAAGAAAUUAUACGAUGACCACGAAUUGAAUUUCACUAUUCCGCUGUCUGACCCGCUGCCCACGCAAAUAUACGUGCGAGCAGUUUCAGAUCGUUGGCUCGGUGCCGAGACAGUAACUCCUGUGUCUUUCCAACAUCUAAUCCGUCCGGACACGGAAAGCGUCUAUACUGAUCUGUUGGAUUUACAACCUCUGCCAGUCUCAGCAUUGAAGAAUCCCUUGUUGGAAGAGAUAUACAGCAAGCGUUUCCAAUUCUUUAAUCCGAUGCAGACUCAGAUCUUCCACACCAUGUACCAUACGCCUGCUAACGUUCUUCUGGGAUCGCCAACGGGAAGUGGUAAGACAAUUGCUGCGGAAUUGGCAAUGUGGUGGGCUUUUCGCGAGAAGCCUGGCUCAAAAGUCGUCUAUAUUGCUCCGAUGAAGGCGCUCGUUCGUGAGCGUGUGCAGGACUGGGGUGGUCGUUUGACCGAACACAUGGGGUUGAAACUCGUUGAAUUGACUGGAGAUAACACUCCGGACACUCGAACGAUUCGUGACGCAGAUAUCAUCAUUACCACUCCCGAAAAAUGGGACGGUAUCAGUCGAAGCUGGCAAACCCGUGACUAUGUCAGGAAGGUUAGCCUUGUUAUUAUCGAUGAAAUCCAUCUUCUUGGCGGCGAUCGGGGUCCGAUUCUGGAAAUCAUCGUUUCUCGUAUGAACUACAUUGCUUCCCAAAAGAAGGGUGCUGUACGCAUCGUUGGCAUGUCUACUGCAUGUGCGAACGCAAUGGACCUUGGAAACUGGCUUGGCGUCAAGGAAGGCUUGUUUAACUUCCGCCACUCAGUCCGACCGGUACCUCUGGAGAUCUUUAUUGACGGAUUCCCUGAUCAACGUGGUUUCUGCCCUUUUAUGCAAAGCAUGAAUCGGCCUACUUUCCUUGCUAUCAAGACACAUUCGCCUGAGAAACCCGUCAUUGUGUUCGUCGCUUCCCGUCGACAAACGCGGCUUACCGCAAAGGACCUGAUCAACUUUUGUGGAAUGGAAGACAAUCCUCGGCGUUUCGUGCGCAUGUCGGAAGAGGACCUUCAACUCAAUCUUGCUAGGGUCAAGGACGAAGCAUUGAAAGAGGCCCUUGGAUUUGGCAUUGGACUCCAUCAUGCUGGUUUGGUCGAGUCUGACAGACUUCUCGCCGAAGAGCUCUUCGCGAAUAACAAGAUCCAAAUACUGGUGGCCACCAGUACGCUUGCAUGGGGUGUUAACCUUCCAGCUCACCUUGUCGUGGUCAAGGGAACUCAAUUCUUCGACGCUAAGAUUGAAGCCUACAAAGAUAUGGACCUGACAGACGUCUUGCAGAUGUUGGGACGUGCUGGUCGACCACAAUUCGAUUCUUCAGGAAUUGCAAGAAUCUUUACCCAGGAUUCGAAGAAAGCCUUCUACAAGCAUUUCUUGCAUACGGGUUUCCCUGUCGAAUCAACUCUGCACAAGGUCUUGGACAACCAUUUGGGCGCCGAGAUCUCGUCUGGUACUAUUGUAACGAAGCAAGAUGCACUCGAUUAUCUUACCUGGACGUUCUUCUUCCGCCGUCUGCACAAGAACCCCUCAUACUACGGGCUUGAGAUCUCUUCUGAAGAGCAUAAUACCAUGGCUGCGCAAUCCCUGGCAAAUGAUUACAUGAUUGAUAUGGUGGAUACCUCUCUUUCUGAACUGGCUGAUUCGGGAUGUCUGCUGGCGCAUUCGAAUGGCGACGUGGAUCCUACCCCACUCGGCAAAAUCAUGAGUUACUAUUAUCUCUCGCACAAGACCAUUCGACAUCUGAUUCGCCAUGCUAAACGCAACGCUACCUUUGAGGACGUGCUCUCAUGGAUGUGCUGCGCAACUGAGUUUGACGAGCUACCGGUCCGUCAUAACGAAGACCUCAUCAAUGCAGAAUUGUCUGCCAACCUGCCACUCAAGGGUGAGGCCCUCGGCCUACCCAUGUGGGAUCCGCACGUCAAGGCACAUCUUCUUCUCCAGGCAUUCAUGUCUCGCAUUGAUCUGCCCAUCUCGGAUUACGUCGGUGAUCAAAACUCGGUGCUGGACCAGAGCAUCCGUAUCAUCCAAGCCUCGAUUGACGUUUUGACCGAAAUGGGAUUCCUCUCGAGCUGUAUUAUGAUGAUCACUCUUCUUCAAUGCAUCAAAUCCGCUCGCUGGCCAACUGACGGACCCUUAUCUAUCUUCCCCGGGGUAGACCUAGAAAAGGAGAACAGCCGUAUUGCAAAUCCUGCCACGACCUCCCUUAGGACUCUUGUGGAAGUCACAUCGGCCGUUUCAUCCUCUCCCCACCCCGUCUCUGCCGCUGCUCCUACGGCCAACACAGGAAACAAAGCAAGAAAAGACUUUUUACCCCUGGAUACCGCUUUCAAGGUGCUCGAUGUCCCGCAUUCCGCUCGAAACCAGUUCCGACGCGUCGCUUCCAUUCUUCCCAAUAUCAAAGUCCAACCCGGUAGCAUCAACCCGCCGAAACUUGACCUUGCCAUCAUUCUCACUCGCCUGAACGGCAUUGUGCCAUCUGGUUCGUCAUCAAACAGCCCGACCGGAGCCGGCGAAUACCGUAUCUGGGCACCGCGAUUCCCCAAACCCCAGACUGAAGGUUUCUUCAUUAUCGUAGCCGAUUCGGCAAACGACGACAUCCUAGCUCUCAAGAGAGCGAAUUGGCCACCUGUGGAGAAGACCCUGGAGAGAGCGUCUCAGGGUAGAAACAACACCUAUACCAAUAGUAGCGUCAGCACGAAUAACACUGCCGCGGAUACACAAGAACCAAAUGGCAGUACAGCCACCGGUAAACCCAAGGAUAAGGGUAAAGGCAGGGCGAAACCCACACCGCCCAAACCCACGGUCCGCUCGGUCCUCAAAUUGCCCGAGUCCGCGGCCGGCAAGACGGUCGAUAUUUUCGUCAUAAGCGAUUCGUAUAUCAAUAUGACUUGGAAGAUUGAAGGCGUGGAGAUCCCCAACCUGCCUGUUGAGCCGGCUAUUGUGGAGGUCCAAGGGGACGAUGUAGCAAAGGGGAAAGAGAAGGGACAGUGGCAGUGAACGUUGUAGGAAUUGAUCACGGUUGUUGAUAGUGAUAGUAGUGACUGUGAUAGUUUGAGCCUACUUUUUUGUUUCUUCUCUGUCUAGGCUGAAAGCUUGUAGACGUGACAUACGAUAUAAUCUAUAGAUGAGUUUCCGAUAAGACAUGUACGGCAAACAAGCACGGGCAAAAAUAUUUGGUCUAUUCUAUUGAUUGAAAUUGUAGAUAUAAGUUCCAGACAUGUGGGG
Molecule: messenger RNA, 6671 nt
Organism: Xylona heveae TC161
Lineage: Eukaryota; Fungi; Ascomycota; Xylonomycetes; Xylonales; Xylonaceae
Product: Sec63-domain-containing protein
Exons: 5
Coding region: 204-6443 (2079 amino acids)
Molecular function (GO): ATP hydrolysis activity; nucleic acid binding; ATP binding
Source: RefSeq, a predicted model, not a curated record